Canis lupus familiaris (dog) is the source of this 11667-nucleotide messenger RNA. RefSeq names its product doublecortin domain containing 1 (gene DCDC1). Bases 223 to 5841 code for a protein of 1872 amino acids. The record is from RefSeq and is a predicted model, not a curated record. The transcript has 41 exons. NCBI's taxonomy places the organism in Eukaryota, Metazoa, Chordata, Mammalia, Carnivora, Canidae. Gene Ontology annotation, biological process: intracellular signal transduction; regulation of mitotic cytokinesis. Gene Ontology annotation, molecular function: microtubule binding.
GCCAAACAGCUCAUCGUACAGCAGCCAAACAGGACUCUUAGUAAGUGUGCGUCCUACCAGGGAAGGCACGCUGUCCUUCACGCUUACGGAAAAAGCAUAAACCACUCUGCUUUGAGGCAGUUUCCGGCCCUGCAAAUGUGCGCUGUUAGAAGUAAUUAUCAGUGACUAUUUAUUGAGUUUGAGCAAAGCAAUGCACUAAACAAGGGAGACAAAGAGCUGAAAAUGGCAAAAAGAGAAAAAGAUGACCAUGAAGCAUUUCUUUCUCAGUCUUCUUUAUCACCCUUGACUAGAGCCAUGGAGGUAUCACAGCAGAGCAAUGCUGAAGGCACCUUCAAUGGAGAUACCAUUCACCUAAUUUACAAAUAUAUUUCCAAAGAUCUACCAAGAAUCAUGUGGGAGGUUGUUGGGAGAGAGAAGGAUGCAAGUUUCCAUAAAGGAUGCCAAUGCUCUUAUCAGGAGACAGAGGGACAAAUGGAUCUGUUUGCCAGCAUACAAAAACAAGAGUUUAUGUCAUCCCAGGCAAAAGCAGUUAUUAAAACUAUGGAAGAUUAUUUGCAACCUCAGUUUGGCCCCAACAGACUUUUGCAUUCAGCAGCAGUAUCAGAAGGGUCAGGACUUCAAGAUUGCUCCACACAUCAAACAGCAUCAGAUCAUAGCCAUGAUGAAAUAUCAGACCCAUAUAGCUACAAAUCAAACAGUAAAAACAAUUCUUGUUUUAUAUCAGCAUCCAAGAGAAACAGACCUGUCAGUGCUCCAGUGGGUCAACUGAGAGUUGCAGAGUUCUCUUCUUUAAAAUUUCAGCCAGCCCAGAAUUGGCAUAGACUGUCUCAUAAACAGAAACUUCAUCCCAGAGUGAUUACAGUAACAGCUUACAAAAAUGGAUCUAGGACGGUCUGUGCCAAAGUUACGGUACCAACCAUCACCUUGUUGCUGGAGGAGUGCACAGAAAAGCUGAAUCUGAACAUGGCCGCACGACGAGUGUUCUUGGCAGACGGUACUGAAGCCCUCAAACCUGAAGAUAUACCCCAUGAAGCCGACGUUUAUGUUUCAACAGGAGAGCCCUUUUUAGAUCCAUUCAAAAAAAUUAAAGACCAUCUGUUGUUAAUGAAGAAAGUAACUUGGACAAUGAAUGGGCUGAUGCUUCCUACUGAUAUUAAAAGACAGAAAACCAAGCCUGUUCUUUCUGUUAGAAUGAAGAAACUUAGUGAGAAGACCUCGGUCCGAAUUCUGUUCUUUAAGAAUGGCAUGGGACAAGAUGGGCAUGAGAUUACAGUGGGAAAGGAAACAAUAAAAAAGGUUUUAGAUACUUGCACAAUGAAAAUGAAACUAAAUUUACCAGCCAGAUAUCUGUAUGAUUUGUAUGGCAGAAAAAUUAAAGAUAUUUCAAAAGUUCCUCUGCUUGAAAAAUGCCUGCAAAAUUCCAUCACACCUUUGCGGGGACCAGUUUGGGUCUCUAAGGGAGAAGGUUUCAGCCCCUCAGGAGCUAAGAUGUACAUCCAAGGAGUUCUUUUGGCCUUGUACCAACGACUAAAGUCUGCAAAAAAAUAUUAUACACAGUUGAACCUGGCUGUAGAUGAACAGAAAGAGAAAAUUACUGAAAAAGUAAUUCUUUCAAUGACAGCAAAAGAAUACCAUAAGGCACAAGAAGAAGUGAGCAGGCUGAUUGAUGAAUUGCAGACAGCUAUCAAAAGCAACAGAGGUCAUCUCUCUAAACUUGGCCCCCAAUUACAGGCUGAGCAGGAGCAAUUCUCCUCUUAUGUCUACCAACACAUUAAAAGCCUUCCAGCAAACACUGUUAUCCCAGGAGGCCUGCAGCUCAAGAUAUUUGAAAAUGGUAAAGACACUGGAGAGGUCUCUGUCUGCAUCAGCAAAAAAGACCUGGAGUCUAAUAGCCCAUUUCAAACUGGCGACAUGAUGGAAAAUUUACUUCUCAAGAUUCAUCAAAGGUUUCAAGGCUCUCCCAUCAACCCAUCAGGCCUCAAUUUUUCUUCAAUCCGGCUUUUUGAUGAGCAUGGUCAAGAAAUUAAGAAUCCACUUUUGCUGAAGAAUGAGCAAAAAAUUUGGGUGUCUUAUGGUAAAGCGUACAGAUCUCCACUUAACCCUGUUUUGAGUCUCACCUUUGACCAGGUGACUACAUUCGACAGAGAUGGCAUUACUGUUGCGUAUAAAACCUCCUUGGAUCCUAAUGCUGUUCUGCUACCUGGAUGUGACAAUUGGGAAGUUUGUGAAGGAUUUCCAAUUAAUUCCAGUGGUGCCAAUCAACCGAUACCUGAUCAAUUUGAAAAGGUGGAUUUGGAGGACCAUUUCCUACAGAACAAGGUGGAUCCCAAUAUUGUCCUUCAUGCCACUGUUUCCAUCAGAAGGCGGAGCUCCUCAUCUAGGGAAGCGAGCCAGGGAGGUCAGACAGUGCCUUCCAUCCUGUCGCCUGCAGCCAGUGUGUGGCUGAUUACGAAGACUGGAAUGAUCCUGAGCCGGGUGAUAACGCAGGGCUGCCUAGCUAUUGGUCAUCCAAUCAGAGUCAAGGCUGCUGAGGGAACAUCACUAGAAGGGUAUAAAUUAAUCCUACAGAAAAGACAUAAAGGAGAUAAUUCUCAGAAGUGGGUGUUUGGAACUGACAGCUGCAUUUAUUCUAAGGCUUAUCCUCAGUUUGUUCUGACCUUCCUAGAGGAGCUAACUGCGCAAGUGGAUGUGACCCAGACAGAGUAUCACAUUCACCAUGGUGCCCGGACUACAACUCAUCAGGAACAUGGUAGCAGCUUAACAGAAGAGGUUCUGCAAAAAAGUGCCACCGUCCCUGGUCUGAAGCAACUGCCAGAACCUUCAGACACCCACUUAAUGCCAGAAGGUUCUCUUGGGGAGACAAGGCAGCUGACAGUGGCACUGGUGAGGAAACUGGAAGAGAAACAUCCUAAGGCUUCUGCUCAGAGGUGGGCCAUAAAACAUGAAGGAACUAAUAAGCCGGGCCAGUGGAAACAUUCCAGGGUUGAAAAUCCUCUCUGGAACAAGCUUACCUACAUGUGGCCAGUUCUUCCCAGUGGCCAACUUAAUGAGGAGUUUGAUUGGCCAAUAGAAGGACUGCUUAUUCCAAACAGUCCUCCCAUGAAGAGAUCCACCUGUAAGACCCCGGAGGUGUGUGUCCCUGUGAGGCUUAGAGUUUUGCGGAAUGGAGACAAGAAUAAAAGCAGAGCCUUUGUUAUUAUUGGUCCAGACAUCUCACCUGGACAGAAAAAGCAAAAUGUUGACGCUGAAAAGAAAAAGAAUGUGGAAAACCACAUUACUAAAUAUUCUGAAACAGAAACAACCCAGUCUGAAUUUCAUCAACUUUUGGAGAGGUGCACUGAAAUUUUAAAUUUACCUUCUGCAGCUCGGAGAUUGUUCGAUGAAAAGGGAAGGGAAAUCUUUGCCCUAAAAGACAUUCAAAGGGAUGAACUGGUAUAUGUUUCAUGUGGAGAACAUUGGAUCAAUCCUGAUGUGUCCAUUGCUCAGCAAAAGAAGCAAAUCUUCCUGAGGAACUUAGCAUCAGAUAUUUCUAAAAUUCAAACUUUCUGCAGUAUACAUAAGAUAGAGGCUCUUGUUUUAGAAGUCCAAAGUGACAUUGUGUCUGGAGCCAAGCUUGCUGUGCAUAAACCUGUAGCAAUUUUUGGAGAAGAGAAGCAAAUUAGAGGACCAAAGGAAAAGCAAAUGCAAGAAAAUGCUUUAACAACAGAAAAUGCUUCCAGUGAAAUUCUAGAUUCACAUGCAAGAACCCAUCUCCGAAUGAAAGCUUGUCACACGCUUCUCAGGUAUGCCUGGCAGGAAACUCCUCAUGACUUUGAUGAGGAUGACAGUCUUCCAAAGAAAAUGGAAGAGGAACUCUUUGAAAAUGUGGAACCACAGAAGAAAUACAGCUAUUCUCCAAAGCAGAGUAAAUUGCAGAAGCUUUGCCACCAGCAGUUUGAAUACAGAGAUGGGCAAAUUAUAAGCCAUGCUGCCCCUCAGCUAGUUUUGGGAGUGCAAGGUCCUGAUCUGCGUUCAGGCAUGGAGGUAGUUUUGGUGGAGAAAAAAGUGGAUGAUAGUCAUCAGCGAUGGAUGCACAAGGAAGACAGCAGGACCUUUCACCUGGUGAGUAACCCAGACCUUGUGCUGGCAGUAUCAAUGACCAAAACAAGAAAUGAAGUCUGUGGCUCUCCAGUUAUUGUUCAGAAAUAUAAACCCUAUAACAAUGGGACAUCCAAUCAAAAGUGGAAUUAUGUGGAAAAUAUCAAAGCUUUUGUGGCCUUUCACAGCACUGUACUGGAUAAGGAGAUCACAGCAGCAAAUUAUGCUGGUAUUUGUACAUCCUCUGUGAUUAAAGGGGAAAACAUUGAUCAACCAGGAUACUAUUAUCUCUCCCCCACUGGGAAGAAAAAAACAAUGCUCUGCUUAGCAUGUGGACAAUCCAUGAGAGCAGAGAAGGGGCUGAAACAGUUGCUUCCAGGGCUGCCAUUCCUCUGUGCCUCAGGCUCCAAGAUCCAGAAACCAUUCUCACGAGGGCCUUUCAAGGUCAUCAGUGUGGCAGAGGCUGAUUUAUCUUCUUGUGAGGCUGAGAAAACACUCAGUUAUUAUGAAGAACGUCUAUUAUCUUUACGGAUGAAGACCUGCACGCGAGUUGUAUCUCAUAGUGGUACAGCAGCUUUGCACCAGAAGGCAGUGAAAAUAAUUGCAUACAAAAAUGGAGAUGGAUAUCGAAAUGGGAAGUUAAUUGUGGCUGGAACAUUCCCCACACUUCUUACAGAAUGCACAGAGCAACUUGGUCUCACCAGAGCAGCCUCCAAAGUAUAUACCAAAGAUGGAACCACAGUCCUUUCCUUACGUGAUUUGGUUUUAUGGGCUCUAGAUGAAUCUUUUAUCCAGAGAAACACUGAGAAACAAAAGAAAGAGACAGCCCCUGUUCAAGCAAAGGAGACAACUAUUAAAAGUAUGAAAGAAAACCCAAGAAUGAAAAUGAAAACCAAAUCAGUUCCAAAGUCUGUGAUAUCUGACAGUUUGGAUGGUAUAGACAAGUCUUUGCUCACUUUCAUCCUCAGAAAUCCCAUUGCCAUCUGGGUAUCUUGCGGUGAACCAUUUUUAUCUCCGAAGGCUUUGCAGAAAGCAGAAAAAUUAGAAAAACAGAACUGGCUGAAAAAGGACAAAAUUUUGGCUGAUUUAGACACCAUGAAACACAAAAUGAGACAGUUAAAAGGGCGGCGAGUAGCAGCAUGUCAGCCAGCCGCCAUGGUUCCCAACAAAAGCCCUGUGCAGCCGGUGGUGGUGGAAGGAGGCUGGACUGAGCAGACUCAAGAGGAAAUUAAACUCAUGGAACUCAUAAGACAUACAGAGGCGCACCUUUCUGCAGUUCAAGAACUGCAAUCCAAGAGAAAUUCUCCAGUUGAAACUAAAAGUAUAGCACGCAGGCAGAGCAGCCUGUAUAAGCAACCGAACACAAAACGAGUGUGGAUUUAUCUAAAUGGAGGCCGUCCUGAAGAUGGCACUUAUGCUUGGGGCAAAACCAUUUCAGAGCUGCUGGAUGACUGCACCUCUCGUCUUAAAAUGGCCCACCCAGCCAGAACACUGUACACUCCAGAUGGAGAACCAAUUCACUCAUGGGAUGAUGUAGAGCGAGACAUGGUCAUCUGUGUGUCCACAGGACACGGCUUUAUAACCCAAAAGGAGUUAAAGCAACUGACGGAGGUCAGAGCAAAUUAUGCCAGAAUCCGAAGGCAGCAGGGCCCUGAAGCCACAAACAUUGUGGUGUCACAACCUGACAAGCUGCAAUUUCCGGAAAGAAAACUUUCUUCACCUAUUUGUAAACAGAAGACUAUGAUGGAAAGGUCAAUUAUUUAGAAUGUUGAAGACUCGAAUUUAGGAAAAUCCUCUUCUACAAAAGAAAUUUGUGUGGUUCACUUAGAAAAGUAGUCCUAACAUUUAUCUUUCAAAAUAACUGGAUUUUUCACUGAUUUUGAAGAAUUACCAACGCUGAUAAAUCAGCUACAAAUUAUCUACAAAGUAAUAAGAGGACAUAUCAUAAUCAAAGGCAGCAUUAGCCAGAGACUUUAUAUUCUAGUAAAAUCUUGAAUAUAUGGUCUAGUUUUUCCAGUCUAUAGAGAGACCUGUUGGAAAAAGUUGCAUAACAUAUUGGACACAUGUUUUGUCUCCCCAACUAGAUGGAAAGUGCCUGGAGUGUAGAGACCCUUGUUUUUUAUUUACUUGGGACAAGGCUCUGCCCACAAGGACUCAGCAAUAAUGCCCAGCAGUCCCACUGCCAGAGCAAUGUUAUGGGGAGGUGGGGUGCAGCCAUCUCCCACUCUUGUGCUGGACCACAAACUGAAGUUACGACAGUACAGUGGGAAUAGAGGAUCUGCUUUAUAGAAUUUCAUUUCAGUCAGCUGUUCAGGAGCUACAUCCUCAGAGUCAAAUUAAACCGAAUUAUAGUUGGAUAGUCCUUUCUGCUUUUCAGAGGCAAGAAACACUUCUCAAAAUUGCACAAAUGAAAUAAAUGUGAUGGCAUCUUAUAUUCUUAAAGCAUAUCUUUGAUGAUUAUACAUUUUGGGUUAAAAUACAAAUUUGAAAAAUACAUCUUUUUUAAAAAAGAUUUCAUUCUUAAAUAAUUUCUACACCUAGUGUGGGGCUUGAAUUCACAACCCCGAGAUCAAAAGUCAUAUGCUCUAUCGACUGAGCCAGCCAGAUGCCCCGAAAACAAUCUUAAAAUGAUGUGAAAUUACUUAUAUACAAAUUGACAACAUUUAAAACCUCAGUAGACUUUGCAAAGGAGUUCUCAAACUGUUUUGGUCCAUAUUACUACCUCUGAGGAUUUUCUUAAAAAGCCGUAAACUUACAAAAUGCACAUACAAAACAAAACUUUUUUUUUUUCAUAUGAUUUCAUGGAGUUCUCAGACCUACCUGCAAAACAUCUGCGAAAUUUCAUGUAAAGAACUUCUGAUAUAAGGGAAGAUAUUUCUGAUUUCGAUCAUCUUUAAGGUUUAGGGGAUAUAGGAUCCCUACCUCUCAAUGGAAGAUUUCAAAAUACAGAUCAGAUGAAGCAAAUGCUAACGUUCACUGUGGUAGUGUUAUCUUGUUACAUUCAAAAACAAUACACCAUGAAGAUUUCUUAUCAUCUUUGAGUACGAUUUUUGCAUCUAUGGAUCUUAAAUGGGUAAAGGGAAGGAAAUAUAAACUUCAGCGUUGUUAAUUUGGGGCAUUCCUUGGAGAAAACACUUAUUACCUGGAAGAAAAAAGCUAAUUAAGUCGACAUUUCUUACAAUCACAAAGCCAUUUUACUUGCUACUCUUAGAGACAGAAGGGAAUACAUGCUGUUUCUCUUUUGUCUGUCAGGAGAAUAAUAGGGAACACUGGCGGGCCUCGCAGCCCUGAGCAGAAACUCUGGAGAGGAGUGAUGGAGUGGCCUCGAUGUCUGGAGCCUGCCUGGAAAUCACUGCUGCCUGGCCGCAGAGGAACAGGGUACCCUGGACUGGAACUCGCAGUGUCCCCACUGCUGCACUCUUAGUGCACUUACAUAGAAGAUGGUGAUGUUUCCAAACCUGCAGAUAACUCCCUGAUUAUUUUAUUCCAAGUCAUGUUACAACUAUACUUCAGCUAAUGUAGUCAAAACUAAGUGGACUCUCACUCAGAAAUGAUGUUAAAGUGCCUUUUAACUCUCUUUGAGGUAUUAUUUACAAACAUCCUUAAAAACUGUUAAGUUUUGAUCUGAAAAAUAUAUUGGAUUCUGACUUAACGUCACUGUCCUUGGCUGGAGCACUCAGAUUUGAAACGGACUGGGUUUAGGAGGCCAAGACACCCGCUGGAGCUGCUCAGUCUGUCCUCUGCUUUGUUCCCAGAGCCCAGCACGGUGCCUGGAACACAGUAGGUGCUCAUUAAAUCUUUGUUGAAUAUCAAAUGAGGAGCCGCCUUUCAAGCCUGGCUGUGCUGCUUACUACCCAUGGGACAUAUCUGUUUUCUCAACAGCGAAAUGAGAAUACUAAUAUUUCCUUCAACCCCCAAAAGUUGUUUUUAGAAUCAGAUGAGAUAAAGCACUGAAAAACAUUUUUCCUUUUUUUUUCCCCCUGAAGAAAGGACUAGUCUUUAAAUUAGGCAUAUGAUCUCUUGCAGAUAUAAAAGAAGUAAGUGCCAUUAUACUAUUGUAGGGGAAGGAAAGAGACUUAGAAUUCAAAAUCAACUAUUUUAUUUUGUAUAAUAUUUUGUAUGAUUUUGAUGCUGAAAUGAAGCAGGGGAGUGUUUGGAUGCUAGAAGGGAGAGACACCACAUCCUAGGCCUCAAUGCAUGAAAAUUGCAAGCUGUCUUUAAUCCAUGUGUACAACCUAAGGCAUUUCAGAACGGCCCUGUAGCCAGUAGGGAAGGGGUCACAUGACAUCCAUGUCAACUGGGGAGAAGGGACCUUCUGAUCUGCCAUAGGGGAUGGGGAGACAGAUGCUUCAGUUGAAAGUUAGCAAAGUUAUUUUAAAGAGCUGCUGAUAACAUACCUUUAUAUGAUUGUGGUUUACUCAAGGAUUCGAAAAGCAAGGAAUAACCCAGAUCUAAAGGAAAUUGGCAUCAUUUAUUUGGGUAAUAUAUUUAUGGAAUUUCUGUGAUAUGCUAACAUUGUUUUGGGGGCUGGAGCCAUAAUGUUGAAUGACAGAGUCUUAGCUCUCAUAGACCUUACUGACUCCAUGAAGGCACACGGUCAAUAAAAAAGGGAAACAAAAAAAUAAGUAGGAUAACAACUGGUGAUAAGCGUCAUGAAGGAAAGAACACUGGGUAGAUGGAUAGAAACUAGCUGGACAAAUUGAUAUUUAAAUGCACAUAGUUGUCAAAACAUAUUUGUUGAGUGAAUAAAUAAGUGAAUGGUGAUAUAAAAAAUAUUGCUUGCAGAGGAUAAUAACUGUAAUUUGCCACUUUGGGAAGCACUCUUAAAGAGUUUGGGGAAAAAACAGUAGACUUGGAGUUAGUAAAUAAGGAAUUAAUCCUGCUAUCCUCAACAAGCUGUGUAUCUGGGGAAAUUCACCUAUUCUCUCUGUGUCUUGAAUAUGGAAAUACCUCAUUCAGCAGGAGCCUUUCAACUUUUAGUUACACUGGCUUCUGACAGAGGCAGAGGGUAACAAAUUUUGAGAUAUCUUUUGAAAUGUUAUGUUAUCUCUCCUGGGGCCUCCGGAAAUUGUCAUCACUGCCACCACCCCCACCAUUGCCACCAGGAUUGUCAAGAGGGGAAGUGUAGUUCAAUGGGUAGGAACACAGUUGCCAGAGGCAAUAAAUGUUAGCUAGGAAGCUACCCUCCAUGUAUCAGGCACUAUGCUAGUUCCUUGCAUUUAUUAACCUGUUUAGUCCUCGAAAGUAUUUUUAGCUCCAUUUUGCAGAUCUGGAAACUGAGGCACUGAUGUCAAGUAAACUGCCUGAGGUCUCACAGCUAAGGAAGAGCAGAGCAAAGCCUAAUGCUGAAAGCAUGGGCACUAAAGCCCUAUACUAACCAUUGUCCAUUCACUCAUUCGGGAAGUAUUUAUUUAUUGAGUGCCUACUAAGUAUUUGUUUGAUCAAGUCCAGUUUGGCAUUAGAUAGCUAACCCUCCUUUGUGUCAAGAGAAAACAAAAUGCACAGGAGAGAGAGAGGAAAAAAAAAGAAGCACAAACAAAGUAUACCCUAUUUAUUCCUUUGAUUGAACACAGGAGAAACAACAUAUUUUUUGCUACCGCUCUCUGAGCUUCUGGAAUCUCUCCGUCUGCUCUCUGUUUGAACUUGGGCAAAUAUAAAACUUAUAUUUUCUUCUGUUCCCUGGGCUUACAGAAUCCCAAAGCAUUUGGUUUAGAUUAAAUCCGUUGACCGAGGCAUUAUAAUUCGGCUUCAACACAGAUGAUCCCAUCACCCGUCGCCUUAUCUAACCUAACUGCUUAUUACAGUAACAGAGUACACUAGUCUGGGGGGCAGGGGCAGGGCCAGGGGGAGAAGGUCACUCAGGUUUAGCAGCCACAUGUACACAGCAGGAUGGUGUCCUUUUAGAAUCAAGAGGGGUGGAUUCAUAAAAUUCAAUCAGGAGCAUGUGUGUGCAUUUAUACAAGCCCGUUUUUUUUUUUUUUUUUUGCCUGAAUCUAAAUUAUAGAGAUUUUAAUAGCUCCAGUAAUUAGACAAGUAUGCAGUCAACCCCAUUAUGUUCCUGUGUAAUAUCACACUCCCUAGGGCCCACCUUCCCUGCUUGCUGGGCUCCCUGCAUGGGCCCCCUUCCCCCUUAUUUUCUACCAUAGGGAAGCAGUUUUCUUUUCAAAGAGCUUACUGUUCACAUUGUUUUUGUUCCCUGGAUCCGGAGGUUGGAUUUGCUUUCUCAGGAGUUUCACCAUUGCGUGGCCCAAUUGAGUAAAAAAGGUCUGGUGGUUCAUUUGCAUUCCCCACCGUGCCUAGCGCAUGUGCUAGGUUGCACAGUGGAUGCCAUACAGUUGAGCGUGCACUUAGCACGGUGACUGGCAUAGGGUAGGCACUUCAAAAUUGUUUACAACUGAGUCUGUUUAAAAAUCUUUUCAUGGUUCAAUUAUUGACCUUAAAGAAAGCCGAAUAAAAUGUCUAGAUGCACUGUCUUAAAUCAUGGCCUCUUCUAGCUUCCUGAUUGCCUUUCAUUAUCUUCUCUCUUCUGUUUUGUAACUUUCUAUUAGCCAUAGAAAUAUUUCACUUCAUUAGCAUAGAUAAUCUCCCUGCAGGUGCUGAGGGCUACAUCUUGGGAGUUUUCUUACUGUGCUUCCUCUUAGCACUACAAAACAGAAAGCUAUCGUUUAUUUGAAAUUAAUAUGUGCUGUAUUACUAAAAUAAUGUAGUUUUCCUAAUCAAGAGAUGGACUUUUUUCAUCUACACACACAUACUCUCUCCUAGAGGCUGUCAGAGAGCAGUGUUUAUUAUUACUAAUUUUUUUUUUCCAUGAAGAUAUUCCCAGAGAAAGAUGUCUGGAAUUUCGUCUCCUGAGGUCACCUUUCCUAUUCAGUCCCACCCUCCUUUCCCCAAAAAGAAAGAAAAAUUUAAAUUAACUAUUGUUCCUUCGUGAGGAUCUGACAUUUGUCCCCUGAAAGCAGUUCUACAGGUCUAUGAAGUUGGCCUCCAGACUACCUAGAAAAGGAAAAAAACAGCAUAAAAUCAAAUGUUUAAGUCACUCUUGAAAUUGAAUUCCUUGUAAUUGGCAAACUGACCGUUUUUUGUUGUUGUUGUUUCUCUCUCUCUCUCUCUCUCUCUCUCUAGAGUGGGUAUGGGACAGACAGCAACAGUGUCAGGGCAGCAGCAGGAGACUUGAAAGUCAGAGAUGUUUUCUUAAGCCUCUGUCUCAAAUCUUUUCUACAGAGACAGAUAAAAGGAUAAUGAGCUGAGGUAUUUUUAAAGGAUUCUCACAAUUUACAACUCAAAUAAAUCUAGUUUUAAAAUUUGGUGCUUUCAGGCUCUAAUGACUGCAAAUGUUAAACUAAAUAUUUUGCUUAAACAAGUAAAGACAGAGCGGGUAUGGGAGCAAAUUAGAAUGCAGGAAAGCUGCCUCUGCCGUGGCAGUUUCCUCUAGAAGAGAAUGGCUAAUUCAUACACAACAUAUUCUUGUCACUCCUCGGGAGAAAAGCAGCCCUGGGAGGAGCCCAACCGUUCAGCAUUUUGCUUCUGGUCAGGAUUGAUUCCAGAUGUGGGAGGUAAAUGCUAGAAAGGGUUUGGAAAAUGGAGUGGAAA